UUAGUGUAACAAUGAGUUACAACAUAACAACGAUUGCUUCUAUUGUUAAGUUGUUGCCCUGGGCAAUACAGACGCUAUAUGUUGUCAAUUAAAGUAUAUGAACAAGAACAUUAUCGGAGAAUUGAUGCAAAAUUGAUCAAUUAAUAACCAUUGGGAAUUUUUUCACAAGUCAGCAGCCUGCUGUUUAGCUGUAAUAUGUAUGAUGUAGGGAGUGUGAGAAAGACUGUCAAGGCAACAUCACCCACAUUUCAAAUGUAGCAGCGAUGCCUGCGGCACAAAAAAAGGUAAAAGUAGGACGAGGUAUUAAAAAAUCAGCUGCCAAGAAAGGACUAAACGGUCUUCAAACCAUUAGUGCGAUGAUGAAAAAUCUUCGUCUUCAAUAUGAAGCUAAAUGUAAAGAUGAAAAAAGUUAUCCAUUGCCAGCUGUUAAAAAUUCAAUAAGAGAACAUGAGGAGAGAAGUCAGCUAUUAGUCAAGUUCACUUUAUAUAGUGGACCAUGUGAAGAUUGCCCGGUGAAAAUCUCCUCCCUAUUAUCAGCUUUGCGAAGUACUAGAUAUGUACACAUCAAAGAGCUGUAUGUUUGGGAUCUGCCUUUGAAGCACGAGGACAUUGCAAACCUGGCUUUGUUUUUGGAGAACGGAACUUAUCGCAUACAAUACUUGGAACUGAUGGAUUGUUCUAUCGAAAGCUAUGCUGUUCAAAGACUUGGAAGAUCGUUUCUCUUGAACUGUAUAACUGGUCUUCUUCUUGAUUAUAAUCAGUUCGGCGAUGAAGGUUGCGAGGGGCUAUGUCGGGGUCUAAAAAAUAACAAAACUUUACAAAGGUUGAGCUUAAACUACUGCAACUUAAGUCCAAUAUCAGGAAAAGUUCUGGGAGAUCUCCUUACUCAAACUGCUGUGUGUGAUAUAUAUCUGGAUGGGAACCAUUUGGAGUGUGAAGGUGUUAUUGAAAUGAUCAAACUGUUGGCAGACAAAGCUGAAAUGGAAGCCAUCAAAAGAGCAGAAAAGAAAGAACAACAUAGUAAUGAUCCACCAACGAGUGUAAAACCUAUGUCUGCCAUUUCUCAAAUGUCUGUAACUGAUGCAGCUAUACAUGUUUCCCAAGCAACAGAGCCAUCGGAAAAUUUUAGUGAUGCUAUAACGCAUGAAAAACCUACUGGGAAAAAGAAAGGAAAAAGAAAGAAAAAAUCUGGGAAGAAGAAAGUUAAGCAGCCUCCGAAAGUGGGACCUUGGGUGGAGAAAAUUCACAUUGCUAAUAACGGUAUUGAUGCUCAUGGUCCUGGAUCCAAUCUCGCUCCUGUUAUGUGUAUGAGACUAUUUCGAAAAUUGAUUACGCAUUCAGACUGUUUGAAAGAGAUUGAUGUUGAGCAAAAUUUGAUUGGUGAUCUAGGUGGACGCGAGCUUCUGGAGGCUUUGAUGGAUCGAAAAGAGGCGAAACUAAGCUCCAUUAAACUGAGAACAACUCAUCGAAUGAACUCGGCCACCUUUGCAAAUUUGGUUAAACUUGGCGGUGGUUUAAAAAAGAAAGGGAAGAAGAAAAGGGGGAAACCUGGGAAGAAACGGAUUUGAUAUUCAACGUCCUGUAUCGAUAUUUGUGUGCAAGCAUGGAGGACGCCGUUUUGUAGGAGAUUUUAUGUUGAGGCCUUGGGCAACAAUUUAGGGCAAAUGUUGUAAAUUCACACUGACAAUUUUAAUUGAAAACAUCUAUAGCAAUAGCUAGCUUCCAAUAAGACACGUCAGAUGUUUGUAACUUUUUUUAUAUUUCCCCUUCCCAUUUCAAUCCAUUGCAAUGUUUUUUUCAUACACGAAGCCAUGCACUAAACCGAAAUUUUGUCAAUCAGUAAUUCAAAACAAAAAAUGGGAUCAGUUUCACGAAUAACAGAAGUACUGUAUCAAGCAAUAAGUAACAGCAUGCUCAAAACAGAGUGGAAUCAAUUGUUAAACAGCUUUGUAAAGAUCAUGAGAAGAAAUGUUUUUUGGUUUUGCUGAGUUACAUAUAAUAUAUAUUAGUUUUUUGACUUUUAAUUGUAAAGUCGUAAAUAACUCGGCAAAUAACAAAAAAAUGAACGCUUUUUUAUUGCAAUGUGUCAUUUGCCUUCACAGAGAGGCUAAAGUAGCAAAAGAUUUUUGGCGUGCACUUUGCCUAUUGUGCAAUUUCGUUUUAUCUGGAAACAUGAAACGCAUUGCGAGUUUAGAGGAAAUUUGCAAGGGAAAUUUGCAAAGGAACGUUUUCGAGAAAAACGUACUUUGAAAUGUCAAUUGUCGAAUAAAUACGUAUGAAACUUAA
Xenia sp. Carnegie-2017 is the source of this 2286-nucleotide messenger RNA. RefSeq lists its product as uncharacterized. Gene Ontology annotation, molecular function: small GTPase binding; GTPase activator activity. The transcript is spliced from 12 exons. NCBI's taxonomy places the organism in Eukaryota, Metazoa, Cnidaria, Anthozoa, Malacalcyonacea, Xeniidae. The record is from RefSeq and is a predicted model, not a curated record. Gene Ontology annotation, biological process: activation of GTPase activity; nucleocytoplasmic transport. Bases 264 to 1568 code for a protein of 434 amino acids. Gene Ontology annotation, cellular component: nucleus; cytosol; perinuclear region of cytoplasm.